AUGUCGACGCUAACCCAGACGACGGAUGAGACGAUCUCAUUCCAUGGCCGAUUUUUCCAAGAUGAUAUCGCACUGACUCAGCGUAACCGACAUGCACCGCCUAGAGAAGAAGUAGAAUCUGCAAGCCCGCCAUCAAUCGCUCCCGCAGAGACCUCCGAGACGCAAUCUUCGAAUCGACAAGCUGCUAUCAUUACUGUUGCCUCUUUUACGGUUGUCUUCACUUGCUGCGGUAUCAAUUUUGCUUUUGGAAUCUUCCAAGCCGUGUUUGAAACCCUUUCGCAUCAGCCAGAUACCCCCUUUACCGGAGCAUCGCCCGCAGAGAUCGAUCUCAUUGGCACCAUGUCCAUAUCUCUUAUGACUAUCGGAGCUCCAUUUGUAGUCGCAUGGGCCAAGCGCUUCUCGCCUUCAUUGAUAUCUCUUAUCGGGUCCAUCAUAUUCUCGGCAUCGCUCAUUCUGGCGAGUUUUGGAAAGGCUCUGUGGCAUUUCGAGGUCACACAAGGGGUUCUGCUCGGAUUAGGAACCUGUCUGAGCUACAUGGUUGCCGUGACGAUUACCCCUACAUGGUUCACUGCUCGUCGUGGUCUUGCAUUAGGGAUAAUCACUUCUGGCACGGGUAUUGGAGGCCUUGUUUGGGCUCCUGCACUGAAAGCAGCGAUUGACUCCAUGGGCUAUAGAAAUGCCCUGCGCCUUGCUGGAGGAAUCGCCUUCGGACUUAAUGUUGCAGCUAGUUAUGCUAUGGAAUGGGAACCAGCGACGAAGGCUCGUAUCCAAAUGGAGAAUGGAGCAAGAACGAGCCGCAUGGAUGGCAUCCUCAAGGUGCCUAUUGUUGAUUGGCGCGUAGCACGAACACGCAAGUUUGUUGCUCAAGCACUGGGUGCUGUCUUUCAGUCUGCAGUCUACUACCUCCCGCUCUUCUUCUUCGCCACUUACGCGAGGACUCUGGGAUACAGCGACACAGCCGGCGCAAAUUUCAUUGCCUUGAGCAAUGCGUGCAAUGCAAUUGGAAAAAUUGCCAUCGGCUAUGCAGCAGAUCAUCUAGGACGACUAAACGCUCUUGUCAUUACCACGAUCAUUAGUGCUAUUGCGACUGUUAGUUUUUGGCUCCCUUCAACAAUAUCUGGCGAUUUAGCUACAUCUCAAGGCCUAUUCAUCACUUUCACGGUCCUCUACGGUAUCUUUGCUAGUGCGUACGUGGCUCUAUUUCCUGCCAGUUUGGUGGAGCUAUUCGGUAUUCAAAAUUUUUCCUCCGUUAAUGGGGUGCUCUACAUGGUAAGAGGCUUGGCUUCUCUUGUUGGCACUCCAAUUGGCGGCGUUUUGAUCCGUAGCCAUUCUACUGGCGGCCCCUCGACGUCAUACGAAGGCAUGACACUGCUUACUACGGUCCUCCUCUUUGCUGCAUCUUUCUCAGUCAUGUGGGUAAGAAUAGAGGCGAUGAUAGGAGCCGAUGGAAAGCUUGUCAAGAAAUGGAAGUUGUGAAACAUUUCUUCUUCAAAGACUUAUUUGCGAUACUGCUGUUGUUUAGCUCUUCCAAAGCUUCACAACUAGCUUGAAUGAAGCAGAUAUCUAAUGUCAUCUGCUCUUACCAACAGGGCAACGGGUUAUUGCAGCCAUCAAUAGUAUAUGAACGGAAGAUAAAGCGCGGAUGCAGCUGCUGAAGUAAGGGUAUAAAACAUGAGGGCGGAUAUAAAACUAGGUUUUUUUUUUCUCUCAAAGCAAACACAAGACCAAAAUAGAUUCUGCAUCGAUUUCAUUUUCUAAUACCC
Messenger RNA from Trichoderma asperellum CBS 433.97, 1763 nucleotides. RefSeq lists its product as uncharacterized. The record is from RefSeq and is a predicted model, not a curated record. Gene Ontology annotation, cellular component: membrane. Gene Ontology annotation, molecular function: transmembrane transporter activity. NCBI's taxonomy places the organism in Eukaryota, Fungi, Ascomycota, Sordariomycetes, Hypocreales, Hypocreaceae. Gene Ontology annotation, biological process: transmembrane transport.